CACGAGGGUCAGCCGAUCAUGUCACUUAUUGUCAGUCUCGACCCCAAACAUGGCGGACAGUGAUGCCAGGUAAAACUUGUGAAAAACUUGAAUUUCCGACACGCGAGGAGCACGGGGAGCCAAGACAAUGGAUGCCGUCAAGUCCUUUAACGCCGAGCUGGCGGGUCUGUACGAGUGCAAACCGCCCAUCUCGAAGGCCAAGAUGACAGCCAUUACUAAGGGUGCCAUCAGAGCCAUUAAGUUCUACAAGCACGUCGUCCAAAGUGUGGAGAAAUUUAUACAAAAGUGCAAGACGGAAUACAAAAUACCUGGCUUGUAUGUGAUAGACAGCAUCGUUCGUCAGAGUCGCCACCAGUUUGGGAUCGAAAAGGAUGUUUUUGCUCCAAGAUUUGCCAAAAACAUCCUUGUCACCUUUUUUUACCUGUUCAAAUGUCCCCAGGAAGACAAGAGCAAAGUCAUCCGCGUCCUGAACCUGUGGCAAAAGAACCAGGUCUUUGCCGAGGAGGUCAUCCAACCGCUGUUUGACCUCGCUGACCCCAACCACCCCAUACAGAAGGAGGUCACACUUCAGAUUACCCAGAAGGUUUCCAAGGCCAAGACCCACCACCCCCACCAGGCCACGGAGGGACCCCAGGGCACCCCAGGCCAGGGCGGGGGUGUGGGGUCAGCUGGGGGUGGAGGUGGGGGUGGGGUGCGGGGCAGUCAGGAUGGGGGGUUGACGAGUGCCCCCCCUGGUAGUCUGACUCCACAGGUCCCAGACGACGGGAGGAUGGUGCAUGCCGUGACCCAGCAGCCAGUCCCAGUGACCAGCGUGUCAAGUCAGGUCAUGAGUGCUGCUGUGACGAACCUUGACCCCGGAUUGAUACAGCAGAUACAACAGAUCCUCAUGAAGCAGCCUCAGCAGCGGCAGCGGCGGCAGCAGCAGCCCAGGACGACGCGGGGAUGGCAGCCGCAGCCGCCGCCGCCGCUGCAGCCGCCGCCGGAAUGGUCCCCCCCGUCCCUGAGGAGGUCAAGGGUCAAGGGAUUCCUGGGUUGUCAAAUUCUACCCACAGGUGACUAUGAUGGGAGGUCUUUGCCGUUCCUUACAGUGGACACCUCCCAGCCUCCCCCAGGGUACCUCCCCCCAGGGCCUUUCAUGGGAGGACUGGCCCCGGCGCCUCCCCUGGCCGUGCCCCCCCCGACAAUGGAGUUUACCCAGGUGCACCCCCCCCCUGAGAAGCCAAAGAGCCCCAGGGAGGAGGGGGAGCACUCAGACGACAGUGACGAUGUGAAAGAAAUUCACCACGAGGACCGGGACUCAGAUCGCAGGAGGAGGUCACGAUCCAGGUCAAGGUCGAGGUCACGCCGCCGCCGCCGCUCUCGGUCGAGGUCGCGUUCCAGGUCAAGGUCACGGCACAGGAGGUCAAGGUCACGCUCAAGAGGGAGGAGGUCGACUUCACGUUCAAGGAGACGCAGGUCCCGUUCAAGAGAGAGAGACAGAGAUCGCGAGAGAGACCGCAGAGAGAGAGACCGCGACAGAGAUAGAGACAAGGAGAGAGAGAAGGAGAAGCUAGACCCAGAGAAGGAGAGAGAGAGAGAGAAGGAGAGAGAGAAAGAGAGAGAGAGGAAGAAGAGAGGACUCCCACCGGUGAAGAGAGAACAUUUAAGUGUUUGUUCAACUACACUCUGGGUCGGCCAUCUUUCCAAGCUGGUGCAUCAGGAGGAGCUGUCCGACACAUUUGGAGAGUAUGGAGACAUCGUAUCUAUUGAUCUAAUCCCACCAAGAGGUUGUGCCUUUAUCUGCAUGAAUCGCCGCCAGGACGCUUCAAGGGCACUUUCCAAGCUCAAGAACCACAAGAUGCAUAACAAGGCCAUCACCCUCGCGUGGGCUCCUGGAAAGGGUGUGAAAGGGAAGGAGUUUAAGGAUUACUGGGAGGUGGAAGUUGGGUGUUCCUACAUUCCCUUCCACAAACUGGUAACAAUGAGCAGUAUUGACCUUGACAACCUGGAGGAAGGAGGCAUGAUUGAUGAGGAAACUGUCCCUGAUUGGCUGAGAGGUAAGGGGGGAGCGGGAGCAGAGGGAGGGAGGGUCGCUAUGGGCUGGAGGGAGCCCCGCCCGGCCCGCCCCCAGGGUUCGUCCCCAUCGCCGUACCCCCAGGCCACCCCCCCCAACACCCGUAGCCAGGACAUUGUGGCCCCCCUGCCCCCCAUGCCCCCUCCCCCGGUAGAGAAGGGGCAGGAGGUGGCCAGGGACGCCCCCCCACCCCUCCCCAACAGUGCCCCCGGCCUACCCCCUAACAUGUUACCCCCUCCCUUCGGUUUGCCCAACAUGCCUCCACCCCAGGUUGGCCCAGGUCCCGGUCCAGGGGGAAUGCCACCCCUCCCACAGGGCUUCGUGCCCCCUAACCUGCCCCCCAUGGGAGUGCCACCCCCACUGGGCCUGCCUCCCCUGGGCGUCCACCCCCCUGUUUCCUCGAUCCUGGGGCAGCCAUUGAUAGGAGCCAUGCCUCCCCCAGUUAGCAUGGCCCCCAGUAUGCCAAACAGAGCCAUGAUGGGCCCAGCAGGGGAGCUACAGAACACCCUUGCAGCAGCUCCCGUCACCACCCUUGCCUCCUCCACCAACACGCAUGUCCCCCCUGUACCUGGAGAGAAGCUGGGACUGGUGGAAAGGCUUAGGAAUUUAGCAUCGGGGGGUGUACCUGACCUUGAGCCCCGGGACAGAUACGAGAGGGAGAGGAGGGAGAGGGAGCACGAGAGGGAGAGAGACAGAGUGGGCAGAGAUAUGCAUGAAGAUCGCAGCGUUGGGGAGAGAGAGAGGGGUCGCGAUACAGGCCGGUAUGACCCAGAACCCUUCGGCGGGCCUCCCCCAGGGUUCCCCCAGGGUGGCCGUGGCCCUGACGGACCCCCCAGUUUCCGCCCAGACAGCGGCGGCGGCGGCGGCCCCAAUGGUCCUGUUGGCCCUGCAGGAUUCAACAAUUUCGUCUCCGUGGGGUUCGGUCCUCCCGGGGGUGGCUCAGGGGGCCCACCGGGGAUGAUGGGGCGGCCACCGGGACCCCCACACAAUCACACGGGGUUGCGGGGGGACGGUUUCGGCCCCAUGGGGAUUGGCAUGAUGUCAGGGCACUCAGGGCCAGGGUUCGGCCCCCGCGGUCUUCACGGCCCCGGGGGUUUCCAGGGGCCUCGGGGUCUGCUGGGGCCUCCACCAAUGGGGAUGGGGUCACUGAUGGGAACCCGGCCGCCACUGAUGGGGGAGAUGCCUGGCGGGGGUGGAGGAAUGCGAGGACCUGGAGGUGUGCCUGGUCAGCGUCCUGGCAUGUGGAUGGACGGACCAGGGCCAAGGUUCCAGGGCCACGAGGUGCCCCAUGGGGGUAGGGACGGCCUGCCGGACCGCCUGUGGGGCGACCCGGAGCGUGGCCGUGACGGUGACCUGGACCACUUCCGGGAUGGUGACCGGGACCGGGGCAGCCGAGACGAUGACCGGCCGCCCCGGGACCUGGAGAGGGACCACUCCAUGGACCGCGGCCUUGACGACCGGGGCCUGGACGACCGGCCCCGGGAGCGCUCCAGGGACGACCGGGGCCGAGACGACCGGCCCCGUGACGACCGGGCAAGGGACGACCGGGGCCGCACGGACCGCUUCAGGGACGAUCGCUCCCGCGACGACCGGCCCCCCGCGGGGCGACCGCUCCCGCGACGACCGGUCCAGGGACGACCGGGGCCGCGACGACCGGUCCCGGGGCGGCCGCGACGACCGGUACCCGCGGCGACCGCCUGCGAGAGGACCGGGGCCGGGAGGAACGCAGCGGCGGCCGUGACGGGCGUGGCCGUGACGGCAGGGAGGAUGGGCCAGGGCGGGAGGAGCGGCCCUGGGAGACCAAGGGCCGGGACGGAGAGCGGCGGCGGGAGGAGCGGCGCCCCUGGGAGAAGUCUCGGUGGGCACCACGGGAGGAGACGCUGGUGGACAUGGGGGAGGACCUCUCCGGGGGCUGGGACACCUGGGCCACCCGUGCCAACCAGGACGUGCCAGACCCCCACCACCACCGGGACCUGCCCAGACCCAGGGGGCCUGACGCCCCCCUCGACUCAAAGGGUGAGCCCCGGGAACAGCAGCAGCAGCCCCCAGGGGAGGGAGUGCCCCAAGGUGAGGGUGGUGAUGUCCCCAGUGGCCCUCCACCCCAGGGGAAGGAGGCCCCCAUGCCGGCAGCAGGCCUAGAGCAGGCUGGCGGCAACAGCGGGGGGCGGCGGCUCCCCCCAACAGCCUGAGGCAGCUGCCCCGUCCCCCACACAGGAGGGACAGGCCGCCCCCCGCCAGGAGAGGGACCUUUAUGACCCCUUCGAGGCCACUGCCAGGGAGGACC
This is a messenger RNA of Scylla paramamosain (green mud crab), 4337 nucleotides long. RefSeq names its product SR-related and CTD-associated factor 4-like (gene Isha). Gene Ontology annotation, cellular component: nucleus. Gene Ontology annotation, molecular function: RNA binding. The record is from RefSeq and is a predicted model, not a curated record. NCBI's taxonomy places the organism in Eukaryota, Metazoa, Arthropoda, Malacostraca, Decapoda, Portunidae.